AUGCGAGGUGGUCUGGGGUCGGAUUCAAAGAGCUCGUGCGACGGAAUCUGUCGUAACCCCGUCGUCCACAAUCAGCCCGUAGUGGUCAGCACCUUUGAAGGAGCUAUAGCCGGCAAGGGCGUUCUCAGGUGGGGUGGUGACUCUACCAUCCCUGAAACCACCAUUACUACCUUUGAAGGAGCUGCAACAAGUAAGGCCGUUGCCAGGCGGGUUGAUGACUGUCCCAUGCCUAAAACUGGCAUCAGUGCCUUCGAAGGAGUUACAACAACCAAUGACGUUGCUGGGCAGGCUGACUCUGUGACAUGUGGCAUGGCUUGGGAGACUGACAGUGGAGGCGCAUUGGAAACUGGCAUCGGAAUCCCUCAAGAUGCCGCAGAAAUGGAGCGGGAACCUUUGAUGUGCAUCGGAAAGCCUGUGCAGACGGCAUCAUGCGAUACCCGCAGAAAUGCUCAACGUGGCUUUGGCGUCACAAGUGGUAUGCCUUUGGUGUAA
Molecule: messenger RNA, 492 nt
Organism: Ornithodoros turicata
Lineage: Eukaryota; Metazoa; Arthropoda; Arachnida; Ixodida; Argasidae
Exons: 7
Coding region: 1-492 (163 amino acids)
Source: RefSeq, a predicted model, not a curated record